Manacus vitellinus (golden-collared manakin) is the source of this 1101-nucleotide messenger RNA. RefSeq lists its product as uncharacterized. Lineage: Eukaryota; Metazoa; Chordata; Aves; Passeriformes; Pipridae. The record is from RefSeq and is a predicted model, not a curated record.
AUGAAAAAUUGUGAAUUGCGAGACAUUAAUUCAAAGUACCCUAAACCGGUAGAUGUUAACAAAUCCCUGUACCCCUCUGGGGAAUUAGAAGAGUUGAAGCAAAGUUACCCGGAGGAGGGGGUAAUACAUAUGCGUCCCCUCAUUAAAACUGAAACCACUGGCCAGGGGGCAGAUCGGCAAAUUACCACACGAAUUACCCCGUACACCGGGGAAGCACUGGCCAGAAUUCAGGAAAAAUACAGUCGUAAGGCCAGUGAAUCAGAGACUGAAUAUGUGUGGAGAGUGUCCCUUACAGGAGGGGAUUGGAUUUUGUUUUGAAGUGAAAAUGAGGCCAGAGGAUUUUGGGGCCCAGGGGUCUUCCUGACCACAAAUGAUGACCGAGCCCCAUGGCCGCUGACCCAGAGAGCUGCCUACUGGGCAGGUGGGUUAGACCCUAUCGAAAGGGGAGAUCCUCACACAAUUAAAACCCCCAAAAUUGGCCACAUUGUUGAAAGCGUACAAAAAGCUGCAUGGCUCCAAUUAAUCCAUACAAGAUUGUUGGACUCGCAGCGGCAUUCCCCUAUGGAACUCGAAGCAGAUCCACAACGACUUCCCGCCCUGAUCAGAGGCCUGCCUGAUGCACUAAAAACUCAUGCUAAACAACUACAAGAGCGCAUAAUGACAACCCUCAGGCCCAGAAGAAGGGGUGCUCCACUGGGGAUGACCUGGUUAGAGGUAGCCCAAAAACUGGUAACUACUGGUCGACAGUUGGGGGUCUCUGAUACAAGUAGUGUUAAGCAAAAAACAGAUAUAAGAAGGGUAGGAGAGAUCCGAAAACCACCUUUGCCAGGUAAUUGUCAGCAAAAUGCGACACCUAGUGAGCAAACAAGGUACAGUUUGUGGGUGGAGGGUAUUGCAAAAGGAAUUCCUCGAGAAGUGAUGGAUAAACUACCCACAGCUAAUUUGGAACACUUGAUAAAGCAGUGGGAUAAGAUCAGAGAGCAUGAGUCACCCCCUGGGGGCAACCCUCCCCAGGAAUCCAACACUGUGGUUCCCUCAGCCCCACCAGAAAUCAGUUUAACCGAUCCCAAGUUGGGAAACGGGACUCGCCGCUCCCAGUGA